Messenger RNA from Ceratosolen solmsi marchali, 769 nucleotides. Its product is annotated as trypsin beta-like. The transcript is spliced from 3 exons. The record is from RefSeq and is a predicted model, not a curated record. Gene Ontology annotation, molecular function: serine-type endopeptidase activity. Gene Ontology annotation, biological process: proteolysis. Bases 1 to 753 code for a protein of 250 amino acids. Lineage: Eukaryota; Metazoa; Arthropoda; Insecta; Hymenoptera; Agaonidae.
AUGGGAAUAUUUUUACUGUUUAUAACUUUUGUCUUCCAACUGAAUGCAUAUGUACUUGGCGAUGAUCCGCCAUUUGAAACGAAUAUCGUGGGUGGUCAAAUAGCAGACAUCGAGGACUAUCCUUAUCAGGUAGCAGUCAUACAGGAUGAAAGGCUCUGGUGCGGCGGAAGUAUCGCCAAUCCAAAUUAUGUGCUUACAGCAGGACACUGUGUAUUUAUGGCAAUUAUGCCACUUUUUGUCCACGCUGGUAGCCGUUACUGGUACAAUCCUGGAAGUGUUCAUGAAGUUGACUUUAACAUCACCUACACUACUGAAAUAUCAACAACCGGUGAUGUUGCUUUAUUGCAUGUGUCUAAAACAUUUAAUUACGAUAAAACGUGUCAACCAAUACCAUUAUUCGGCUCGUAUGAAAAGCCACAAGUUGGUGCACUGGCAUAUGUUACUGGUUGGGGAAUCACCGAUAAUGGCAAUAUAGCCGAACAGUUACAUCAGAUUACGACAAGAAUCAUAGACCAAAAUACCUGCAACAAUAUUUACAAGGACACCAUAAUCGGCAAUCUUCAUCCUGGUGAAAUAUGCGCAAAUGCAGACAGAAUGGGUCCAUGUCGUGGCGAUUCUGGAAGUCCUAUGAUUAUCGACGGGCGUCUAGCUGGUUUAGUAUCUAUGGGUAUAGGCUGUUUGUAUCCUAAAUAUCCAGCUAUCUACGUCGAUGUCGGUUAUUUCAGAGAUUGGAUUAUCACUAAUAUGAAGUAAUAGAUUAAGGUGAUUU